Meloidogyne enterolobii is the source of this 372-nucleotide messenger RNA. The record is from the annotation of a GenBank genome assembly. NCBI's taxonomy places the organism in Eukaryota, Metazoa, Nematoda, Chromadorea, Rhabditida, Meloidogynidae.
AUGAAAAAAUUUAAAUUAUUAUUUAAAAUAUUAAUUUUAUUAAAAAUAUUAAUUAUUAAUUCAACACAAAAUAUAAAUUCUAAUGAAAACGAAGUGUUGGCAACUAUACUUUAUGGGAGCGAUAAUAUUACUUUAAAUAAUACUCAAAAAAUAAACAAAAUUCAACCUUGGGACGGAAAUAAAUUUUUUGAAAGAAAAAAUAAUUUGGGUCUUCUAAUAACAUUGUUAGCAAUUGUUUUGGGCAUUGGAAUAUGUUCGUUAUGCGCAACAUGUUUAGUCAAACAUUAUAUUACAACAAACGAUAUUAAAAACUUGAAGAAAAAGAGAGUUGCGAGUGUUCGAUAUAUUCACAAACAAAGCAUUACUAUUUAA